This is a messenger RNA of Fusarium verticillioides 7600, 1434 nucleotides long. RefSeq lists its product as hypothetical. The record is from RefSeq and is a predicted model, not a curated record. NCBI's taxonomy places the organism in Eukaryota, Fungi, Ascomycota, Sordariomycetes, Hypocreales, Nectriaceae. The coding region runs from base 1 to 1434 and encodes 477 amino acids. The transcript is spliced from 4 exons. Gene Ontology annotation, molecular function: oxidoreductase activity, acting on paired donors, with incorporation or reduction of molecular oxygen; heme binding; iron ion binding.
AUGGCUGAAGCAUCUUUCCUUGAUCAUAUGCGCGAAAUCGUUGGCGACGUUCGUCCAUCAAUUGCAAUCGCAGGACUCGUGGCCAUAUUCGUGGUACUCUGGUCUGUCCUCUCAACAUGGCAACAGUACAACCGCCUGCGCGAAUUUAAAGGCCCUCGCCUAGCAGCACUCUCAAAAUGGUGGUUAAUCAAGAAAGUCGGCGGUGGAAGAGCAUACCUCGACUUUUGGGAGUCACGAAACAAUACGCUUACAAUAUCGACAGGCUCAAUUGCUAGGGUCGGACCCAACGAUCUUCUCACCGACGACCCAGAACUAAUACGUCACAUCCUCAACGUACGAACCGAAUACCGUCUAUCAGAUUGGUAUGACGGCAUGCGCUUCGAUCCUGGUAACAACAACAUUCUCCCAUGGCGCGACGAAGACGAACAUUUCAAGCUGCGCUCUAAAAUGUCAGCUGGCUACCGCGGUCGCGAGGUAGAGCAUCUCGAACCAAAGAUUGACAAGAACAUACUAUCCUUCAUGAAAUUAUUGGGAAAGUACGCAGAUGAGAAAAAGCCAGUUGAUUUUGGUCGGCGCGCGCAGUUUUUCACGUUAGAUGUCAUUUCGGACUUGGCGUUUGGUGAGCCGCUUGGGUUCUUGGAGACGGAUUCUGAUGUGUACAAGUAUAUCCAGAUCACGGAGGAGAUGCUGCCAGCUGUGAUGGUGACAACGAUAAUUCCGUGGCUGGUUAAGGUACUGAGUUCACCGGUUUUUAAAAGUCUUUUGCCGUCGGAGAAGGAUAGGCUUGGGUUUGAAAAGUUGAUGGGAAUUGCGAAACAGGUCACGGCUGAGCGAUUCGGACCAGAUAAAAAGGUUCAGAAAGAUAUGCUUGGGUCUUUUAUUGCUCAUGGCCUUACCCAGAAGGAGGCAGAGUCUGAGAUUCUGUUACAAACUGUCGCGGGCUCAGAUACAACAGCUACAGCCAUUCGCUUAACCAUGCUUCACAUCAUCACCAAUCCUCUCGUACACCCCACCCUCCGCGCCGAAAUCUCAAAAACCCACUUCUCAGAACCCGUAAUCCCCGACGCAAUCGGCCGUGAUCUGCCCUACCUCCAAGCCGUCAUAAAAGAAGGUCUCCGCAUAUUCCCUCCCGUCGCAGGUCUAAUGUCCAAACAAGUCCCCCCCCCCCAAGGCGACACCUGGAAAGGAAAAUUCAUCCCCGACGGUACCAAAAUCGGAUACUGCGCGUGGGGAAUAUUCCGCCGUGAAGAUAUCUGGGGUUCUGAUGCUGGAGAGUUUAGACCCGAGAGAUGGUUGGAGAGUAAGGGUGAGAAGUUGAGGGAGAGGGAGAGUGCGCUGGAGUUGAUCUUUAGUUAUGGACGGUGGCAGUGUUUGGGGAGACCGGUUGCUUUGAUGGAGUUGAACAAGGUCUAUGUUAAGUUUUAUAAUGACUGA